This is a messenger RNA of Halichondria panicea, 3359 nucleotides long. RefSeq names its product FACT complex subunit SPT16-like. The record is from RefSeq and is a predicted model, not a curated record. The transcript has 24 exons. Gene Ontology annotation, biological process: transcription elongation by RNA polymerase II. Gene Ontology annotation, cellular component: FACT complex. NCBI's taxonomy places the organism in Eukaryota, Metazoa, Porifera, Demospongiae, Suberitida, Halichondriidae. The coding region runs from base 91 to 3288 and encodes 1065 amino acids. Gene Ontology annotation, molecular function: nucleosome binding.
CGGAAGUGAAUAUUUAAUGAGCCCAAUUUCCACGUGUUCCACUACAGUCUGAACGCCCCUAGAGUUAGCUAGAGAUCAACAUCUACUGCAAUGGCAACCCCUAGAGUGGACCCAGUUGCCUUCAUUGCUCGUCUGGAGAGGCUGUACGCUUCAUGGGAGGCUGAGGAUGUCAAUGAGUGGAGUGAUGCUGACUUCCUCAUGGUGGUGGUAGGAAAGGACGACAUAACGUACUCAAAGUCCAAUGCAUUACAGAUUUGGCUGUUUGGGUACGAGUUAGCAGACACACUGACUGCGUUCUGUGCCAACGAGAUACACAUCCUCUCCAGUAAGAAAAAAAUCGAGUUCCUGCGACCACUGGAGGGUGCUCUGGUAAAAAGGGAGGACCUUCCCAACCUCGUCCUAUCAGUCAGAAACAAGGCUGAUGCUGACUCAGAAAACUUUGGCUCGAUUCUUAAGGCAGUCACAAAGAGCAAAAAGGGCAAAGUGAUGGGUGUGUUUCAGAAGGAUCUGGUGGACUUCUCCGGUGACUUUAUGGAGGGCUGGAAGAAAGCAGUCUCUGGGUCCAAGAUCAAGCAGGUUGACGUGACGACUGUGUUUGCAUACACCUCCUCUGUGAAGGACGAGGGAGAAGUGAGCAUCAUCAAGAGAGCGUGUACCAUCACAUGUCAGGUGUUCAGCAAGAUGGUCAAGAAGGAAAUAGUGACAAUUGUUGAUGAGGAGAAGAAGGUGAAGCAUUCUAAACUGGCAGAGGAUAUCGAGCAAGCCAUCACUGACGGAAAGUUCCUGCCACCAGGGACUGAGGACGAUGUGAUUGAGAUCUGCUACUCUCCUAUUAUCCAGAGUGGGGGUACCUACCAGCUCAAGUUUAGCACCGUCAGCAAUGAUGACAGACUCCACUUUGGCACCAUCCUCUGUUGUCUGGGAGUCCGCUACAAGUCCUACUGCUCCAACAUUGUCCGUACCAUGUUCGUGGAGCCCUCACAGGAGAUGCAGGACAACUACUCAUUUCUGCAGCGUGUCUAUGAGAAGGUGGUGGAGCGACUCCAUGAGGGGGUGCAGUUGUGUGACGUCUACAAAGCUGGCCUUGAGAUGGUGGAGAGAGAGAGGCCUGAACUAAAGGAACACUUCACCAGGAACGCUGGGUUCAUCACUGGCAUAGAGUUUCGUGAGGGCUCUCUGACGUUGAGUUCAAGGUGCACCCAGCGAGUCAAGAAGGGGAUGGUCUUCAACGUCAACGUGGGGUUCUCUAAUCUGACCAAUCGAACGGCCAAUAGCGAUGUAGGGAAGACGUACGCUCUGUUUCUAGGGGACACGGUCAUGGCGGGGGAUGAGGACAGUCCAGCGGUGGAAUUGACGGCCAUGUCCAAGAAGAAGAUCUCCAGCAUUGCCAUCUUUAUGGGGGAGGAGGAGAACAAUGAACAAGCCCUACCAGAGGAACUCGGAGAGGUGCUGGGUGUGAGGGACCGUGGGGCUCGUACAGACCAGAUAGAGGUGAAGAUAAAGAACAGGAAACAGCAUCAGUUCAACCUCACCAAGAGGAUCAAUGAGGAGGCCAUUACACGCCUCAGAGAGAAGGAGGACAAUGCUCUGGGCAAGACUCCCAAACUCUCCUCUCACACGGCCUACAAGCACUGGUCGGUGAUCCCUCGUGACUCAGACGUUCAGAGUCACAAGAUCUUUGUGGACAGGAAGUACGAAGCACUCAUUCUCCCAAUACAUGGAAUACCCACACCCUUCCACAUAUCCACUGUCAAGAAUAUCAGCAAGAGUGAGGAGGGAGAGUACGUGUACCUGCGUAUCAACUUCUUCCAUCCGGGCAGCUCCAUGGGGCGUGUUGAGGGUGUAGUCUUCCCCAACCCAGAGGCCACCUUUGUCAAAGAAGUGUCGUACAGAGGCAGCACUAAGACUGGGUUCGGGCUUGUGUCCUCGUACAACAUGAUUAAGGACGUGCAGAAACAAUUCAAAACACGAGAGCAGGAGAAGAAAGAACUAGAGGGCUAUGUGGAGCAAGAGGCUCUGGUACUGAGCUCUACCAAGGGUAACCCGCGACUCAAGGAUCUCUACAUGAGACCACUCAUCGGGUCAAGGAGGAUAUCAGGCAUUCUUGAGGCUCACAGCAAUGGCCUCCGCUACACCACUAUGAAAGGAGACAAAAUUGACCUCCUCUACUCAAACAUUAAGUGUGCCUUCUUCCAACCCUCCAAGAAAGAAAUGAUUGUCUUGCUUCAUUUCCACCUUAAGCACCCCCUUAUUAUUGGAAAGAAGAAAAAUAAAGAUAUACAGUUUUACACCGAAGUGGGUGAGAUUAUGACUGACUUGGGUCGAGCACAACACAUGCACGAUCGUGACGACCUACUUGCUGAGUCAGCAGAGAGACAGCUGCGAGCUAAACUGGACACGGCCUUCGACACGUUCCGUAAGAAGGUCGAAGAGAUGCCGCAGUGUAGGGUGCACUUUGAGAAGCCAUUUAAGGAGCUCGGGUUUUUUGGUGUUCCAUUCCGGAGUACAGUGCAGCUGCAGCCCACCACCAACUGUCUGGUCAACUUGUCUGAACAGCCUCCCUUCGUUCUCGUACUGGAUGAAGUGGAGCUCGUGCAUUUUGAGAGAGUGCAGUUUCAGAUGAGGAACUUUGACACGGUGUUUGUGUUCAAGGACUACAAGAAGAAGAUCUCCAUGGUAACGGCCAUCCCAAUGUCACAGCUGGAUUCUAUUAAGCAUUGGCUUGACUCCUGUGACAUCAAGUACACUGAAGGAGUACAAAGUUUAAACUGGACUAAGAUAAUGAAGACUAUUAAUGACGACACUGAAGAUUUUUUCACUAAUGGUGGGUGGAGUUUCUUGGACCCAGAGAGUGAUAAAGAGGGAGGGGAUGAUGAGGACUCAGAAGGGAGUGCAGAAUACGAGCCAACUGACGGGUCGGACGAUAUUGGGGAGGAGUCUGGGACCGGGGACUCGGACGAAGACUACACCUCCAUUGAUGAGAAUGAGUCAGAGUCAGGAGGUGAUGAUGACAGCGAAGAUGAGGAGGAGGAGGGUAUGUCCUGGGACGAACUGGAAGAGGCAGCAAAGAAAGAGGACAGAGAAAGAGAUAGGCUACAGUUUGAUGAUGACCCAAAGAGCUCUAAGUUGCGAGGGGCCAGCAGCUCUAAUUUGCGAGGGGCCAGCAGCUCCAGCCACCACAAGCACCGAGGCAGUCCACACAAGAGCCCAAGCAAAGGACAUAGUAGAAAGAGACCGUCUAAUGACAGACACAGUGGUGGUAGCUCUAGCAAGAGGGCUAGACGCUAGUUUAUUCUAUUGAUAUGAUUUGUGCGUUUUUGGCUUUACUCUAUUAAUCUGUUGUUAUUUCUUAUCAUCAA